Phyllostomus hastatus (greater spear-nosed bat) is the source of this 8244-nucleotide messenger RNA. It is a transcript of the gene DDR2, whose product is annotated as discoidin domain receptor tyrosine kinase 2. Gene Ontology annotation, molecular function: protein tyrosine kinase collagen receptor activity; ATP binding; collagen binding. Gene Ontology annotation, cellular component: signaling receptor complex; membrane. Gene Ontology annotation, biological process: cell surface receptor protein tyrosine kinase signaling pathway; protein phosphorylation; positive regulation of kinase activity. Bases 234 to 2804 code for a protein of 856 amino acids. The record is from RefSeq and is a predicted model, not a curated record. The transcript has 17 exons. Lineage: Eukaryota; Metazoa; Chordata; Mammalia; Chiroptera; Phyllostomidae.
GCGCCUCCCCAGGAAUCCUCAGAAUGUGAGGUUCUCGCGAAGGCGCCUUGCAUCAGCCCGUGGAUGCGUGCCUGCCGCCGGCUCCCGCGCGGGCAGGGCGGGAACCGGGGCCUUCCACACCCAAGCCCCGCCGCGUCGGGGCCGGGGGCCGCCGCGGGCCGCAGCCGCUCCGCUCCCCACCCCGCAGCCGCGCGCCCCUGGAUGAAUGCUGCAGGUCGGUCGCCGCCCUGGAGAUGACCCCGCUCCCCAGGAUGCCCCUGGCGCCGGUCCUGCUGCUGCUCCUCUGGAGUUCUGCCGAAGCUCAGGUCAACCCAGCCGUGUGCCGCUAUCCCCUGGGCAUGUCGGGCGGCCACAUUCCGGAUGAGGACAUCACCGCGUCCAGUCAGUGGUCGGAGUCCACGGCUGCCCGAUACGGAAGGCUGGACUCGGAAGAAGGGGACGGCGCCUGGUGCCCUGAGGUGCCGGUGGAGCCGGACGACCUCAAGGAGUUUCUGCAGAUCGACCUGCGCAGCCUGCACUUCAUCACGCUGGUGGGCACCCAGGGCCGCCACGCCGGGGGCCACGGCAUCGAGUUCGCCCCCAUGUACAAGAUCAACUACAGCCGGGACGGCAGCCGCUGGAUCUCCUGGCGGAACCGGCACGGGAGGCAGGUGCUGGACGGGAACAGCAACCCCUACGACAUCUUCCUGAAGGACCUGGAGCCGCCCAUCGUGGCCAGAUUCGUGCGCUUCGUCCCGGUCACCGACCACGCGACCAACGUGUGCAUGAGGGUGGAGCUGUACGGCUGCGUCUGGCUGGACGGCCUGGUGUCCUACAACGCCCCGGCGGGGCAGCAGCUGGUGCUCCCCGGGGGCUCUGUCAUCUACCUGAACGACUCCGUCUAUGAUGGAGCUGUGGGCUACAGCAUGACGGAGGGGCUGGGCCAGCUGACGGACGGGGUGUCGGGCCUGGACGACUUCACGCAGACGCACGAGUACCACGUGUGGCCUGGCUACGACUAUGUGGGCUGGCGGAACGAGAGCGCCGCCCAUGGCUACGUGGAGAUCGUGUUCGAGUUUGACCGCGUCAGGAACUUCACCACCAUGAAGGUGCACUGCAACAACAUGUUCGAGAAAGGCGUGAAGAUCUUCAAGGAGGUGCAGUGCUACUUCCGCUCGGAGUCCAGCGAGUGGGAGCCGCAGGCCGUCUCCUUCCCGCUGGUGCUGGACGACGCCAACCCCAGCGCCCGCUUCGUCACGGUGCCGCUGCAGCACCGCAUGGCCAGCGCCGUCAAGUGCCAGUACCACUUCGCCGACACCUGGAUGAUGUUCAGCGAGAUCACCUUCCAGUCGGACGCCGCCAUGUACAACAGCUCUGGAGCCCCGCCCACCGCGCCCUCCGCACCCGCCACCUACGACCCCAUGCUGAAGGCCGAUGACAGCAGCACUCGCAUCCUGAUCGGCUGCCUGGUGGCCAUCAUCUUCAUCCUCCUGGCCAUCAUCGUCAUCAUCCUCUGGAGGCAGUUCUGGCAGAAGAUGCUGGAGAAGGCCUCCCGGCGGAUGCUGGACGACGAGAUGACCGUCAGCCUGUCCCUGCCCAGCGAGUCCAGCAUGUUCAACAACAACCGCUCCUCGUCGCCCAGCGAGGAGCAGGGCUCCAACUCCACCUACGACCGCAUCUUCCCCCUGCGCCCCGACUACCAGGAGCCCUCCCGGCUCAUCCGCAAACUUCCGGAGUUCACGCCGGGGGAGGAGGAGCCAGGCUGCAGUGGCCUGGUGAAGCCGGUCCAGCCCAGCGGGCCGGACGGGGUGCCCCACUACGCCGAGGCCGACAUCGUGAACCUGCAGGGGGUGACCGGGGGCAACACCUACUCUGUGCCGGCGCUCACCAUGGACCUGCUGUCCGGCAAGGACGUGGCAGUGGAGGAGUUCCCCCGGAAGCUGCUGACCUUCAAGGAGAAGCUGGGGGAGGGCCAGUUUGGGGAGGUGCACCUCUGCGAAGUGGAGGCCACGGAGAAGCUGGGGGACGAGGGCUUUGCCCCCGACACCGGCGCCGGCCCGCCGGUGCUCGUGGCCGUGAAGAUGCUCCGGGCUGACGCCAACAAGAACGCCAGGAACGACUUCCUCAAGGAGAUCAAGAUCAUGUCUCGGCUCAAGGACGCCAACAUCGUGCGCCUGCUGGCCGUGUGCGUCGCCGACGACCCUCUGUGCAUGAUCACCGAGUACAUGGAGAACGGGGACCUCAACCAGUUCCUGUCCCGCCACGAGCCCCCCGGCCCCGCCCCGGGCGAGGCGCCCACGGUCAGCUACGCCGACCUGAAGUUCAUGGUGACGCAGAUCGCGUCGGGCAUGAAGUACCUGUCCUCCCUCAACUUCGUCCACCGGGACCUGGCCACGCGGAACUGCCUGGUGGGCAAGAACUACACCAUCAAGAUCGCCGACUUCGGCAUGAGCCGGAACCUGUACAGCGGGGACUACUACCGCAUCCAGGGCCGCGCCGUGCUGCCCAUCCGCUGGAUGUCCUGGGAGAGCAUCCUGCUGGGCAAGUUCACCACCGCGAGCGACGUGUGGGCCUUCGGCGUGACCCUGUGGGAGACCUUCACCUUCUGCCAGGAGCAGCCCUACUCGCAGCUGUCGGACGAGCAGGUCAUCGAGAACACCGGCGAGUUCUUCCGGGACCAGGGCCGGCAGACGUACCUGCCCCAGCCCGCCAUCUGCCCGGACUCCGUGUACAAGCUGAUGCUGAGCUGCUGGAGGAGGGACACCAGGCACCGGCCCUCCUUCCAGGAGAUCCACCUGCUGCUCCUCCAGCAGGGGGACGAGUGAGGCCCCGCGCCCGGCCCCCCGCCGCGCCCCGGCCGCCGGCGACACGCAGCACCCAGCCCCGCCCGCCGCGCCCCCGGACCCAGUGCGCCGAGGGCGGGGGCUCCCGCGGCUCUCUCUGUCCUCGGCUCCCGCCGCUGCACCCCCACUCUCCGCCCCGGCCCAUAUAUACUUGUUUUUUACAUUAAAGAACUAAAAAAGGAAAAAAAAAAGCCUAGGGCAGAUAAAAUCCAGUCAAGAAAUCUUCACCGAUGCACCGAAGUGCUGGAUGAGAAAGGCUAGAUGAUUUAGAUAAUUUAUAAAGGUUAAAUAUGCUUGUGUUUAUACAUGUGCAGAUUCUACAAUGUUUUUUCCACGUUGCCUUUAAAGAAAUAGUUUCAGCGAGGAAAACUUGAAGAACACCCGCGUCUCUGGACACCCGCGGUCAGGCUUAGGGGAGAAAACACCCAGCGAGUGUGGAGACUGGGAAGAAGCGGUUCCCGUGACCAGCCCCGGACGGCCUCGGUUCGCCCUGCGUCCUCUGGGCUGGGCUCCCUCCGGGCCUCUCUCUCCUGCCAGCUCAGCUGACACCUGCUUGAGAACCGCCCCCCCGCCCCCCCCCGCUUCCCGGAACGGGUGCUGUGUCCUGUCACGGGAGGGGCUGGGGUGGUAGUGGGUGCACCCAGAAACACAGGACGGCGCGGGCGAGAGCGUUCGCUGCCCGCCGGCCGGCGUGAAGGGAACUGUCGUUGGCUGAACAAGAAGCGUACCUCAUGCACGGAAGGAUUCUGCAGUAGAGUGGACACAGGGGAGCAGGCCCGAGGAGGACAGGUGACAGGUGUGCUACUCCUUUCGGCAGAGGGUCCUCCUCUUCCUCUUGUUCAGACACUUCCGGGGUGUGUCUUAGGGAAAGUUUGCUUUUGGAUCCGUAAGAACCGGCGUUUCGGCAGCUCCGUCCCAGGCCCUGUGGCUCCUCCUCUCCAAGGCAACCAACUGGCUGUUUGAAGGGGUGAAUCCCCCGCGGCCCUCGCCGGCCGGGGUUCGAGUUCUCAGGCGUGCACGACAGGGAGCAGGUCGGCUGUGGGUGCUCCGAAGGGUUGGCCUGGGACCAGCAAGGGGCAGCUGCAGGGCGCGGAUGCCCUCUGUGUGCGGGGAGCUCCCAGGGUGCACGGGCUGCCUCGGAGGCGGAGGCCUCUGUCCCUCAAGAGGCUCAGAUCCAGGCCGAGGAGCUAGGGGGGACAGACAGACGGACGGAGGUUUUGGAGCCCAGAGAAGUGGAGGGAGAUGGUGCUGGCUGGCCUUUUGCGCAGGUCAGGUGCAGCAGAGAUGUCGCCCACGGCGACAGCUCAGUGGGCGGGUGCCUGGGAGAUGCGGUGACUGGGAGAGAGGAAGGGGGAGGCCCUGUCUCCAGAAUUCACGGGAACAGACACACAUGGUCCCAUCGGAGCCCGGUCAGACCUGGGGCCGAGCCACGCACCCUCAGAUGCGGUGGCAAGCAGGGAAGGGAACCCCCAAGUCCCGCAGAAAAAGUGGCAGAGACACGUCCCAGGCUCAGAAACAGAACUUGACCUGGGGGCCGGCUUCCGCCACCUGGUCUCACUCAGCCCCCCAUCCGCCCUCACCUGCUCCCGGCCUCGGCAGAUGCAGAAGCCCCACCCCCUGGGGUCCCUUUGCGGGUCCCCUUCCUCCCCCGGAGACUGAGGUGACGGCUCAGACUCAGCAUCAGGCCGGAGGGAGCCGUGUCCCCUUUUCUUCCAUUGGGUGAGGCCCCCACCCUGGCCCAGGGUCGGGCCUUGCUCCGCCCAACUGUUGAGAUGCUAAUCUCUCCUGGAACCGCUCGCAGAGUAAGACGUGACCAGGCACCAGGAGCUCCCACACCGAGUCACCUGCAGCCCCCUGCAGGGCUGCAGCCCCGGACCCCGGACUCCGCAGGUGCCCAGGGAAGCGGUCCCCUCCCCCUUCCUCUGUCUAACAUCCCCCACUUAUUUUUUUUAAGCAUUCAGGCUCAGCAUCUCAUGGUCCCGCAGGAAAACAGUCAGAGUUCAAGUGAGCGCAGUGUCUGGAUCUUCCCGGGCUUGCGUCCGAGGGGCCGCCGUUGUCGGGCCGCUGGCCGGAGCGCGUUGUCACGGGCUGCCACCCUUUCUGGGGUGAGGGAGGGCCCACCUCUGUGCGGCCGACACGGGGUUUGCCGCGGCCUGGCCGUUCCCACGGAGGUCACAGCACAAACCCGAGAGGGCCAGCUGGCGCGUCGUGCGCGGCGAAGGCCUCGUGUGGAGAAUUUAAAAGUCGCUGGGAUGUACAUUAGAGGAAGGAAACUAGAAAUGAAUUAGAAAAGGAGGCGGGAGGAUGUGGAACGUUCUGUGUCGGACUGUGGUUCUGGGGCCAGGGUGAUAGUGUCCGCAGGCUGGUCGGUGGGAGGAGAGCUCAGCCCGACCUGGCGCCCGCCCAGACUCUCCUGCCCAGAGUCGGCCUGGCCUGGGGAGGCCCCUGGGGAGACCCCCAUGGAGGCACGUGGCUUCAGUGCAGGGGCAGGACGGCUCGCAGGUGCCCGAGGCUGGGACGGCGCACAGCGUGGGCCGGGGUGGCGGACGAGGAAGGAGCGCGCAAGUGGCCGAACGGGAGGCAGGUGGGCGGGAGGGCGGACCGUGCACAGGUGGGCUGUGGGAGCGCGGUCGGUCGAGAGUCACGCGGGAAGCGGAGCUGAGACAGGGCAGGGCAAGCAAGUGUGCUGGGACAAAGGGCAGCUGUGUUUGGGGGGAGGAGGUGCCAGACGAUGGAGAUCGCACUGGCGAGAAAUGAGACGUCGGGGGUGGCGUAGGGAACCGAGGGGAGGAGGGAGCUUCGGGGGUUUGAGACAGAGAAAGUUCCUCGUGGGUGUGGGGCCCGGGAGCACCCAGCGGGGAGGGCGCUGCACUUCAGAGGAAGCGGGUGACGAGGGCCCCAGUGCCUGUGUCCUCCAGCUGAGACGGGAGCAGCCCUGCGCACCCCGGACGCGGUUUUCCCAGGGUGCCCUGCGUGCAGGCCUGGAAGCAGGCUUUGGCGGAGCUUGGCCAGGCUGGGGUCCCGGCCCUCGCGUGUGUGAAUGGGGUCCCUGCUGAGCCCAGAAGGGCACGGGAACAGGGGGCGAUGGGCCCCAGUGAGGCUGACUCGGUCUGGUGUGACGCCCCAGCAGGGGUGGGUGCCGGGCGCCGUGGGAGCUGCGUGAGGCUGUCACCCCACCCAGGCGCCCUGCAGGGAGCGGGGCUCAGCCAUGUGUUUUGAGUGAAAGGAGAUCAGAGGAGGAGAGAGUCCAAAAGAGGGAAGCAGAGGGAGAUGUUCCAAGGAAAUGCUCUGAGACAGAACAGUGACUGUUUUGCCCAAAAAUAAAAAAAAAAAAAGAAUGAAGAAAAUUACAGUCAAGGCGCAGCUCGCUCCCCAGACAGGGCCAGUAAGCCUUGAAUUUCCAGGCUUGCCAUCUCAGUCCUUCAGCGAGGCCUCUGACCUCUGGCCUCUGGCCUCUGGCCUCUGGGCGUGCCUGUGGCAGCUCCCAGAAUGUUUCUGGACGUUUCAGACCUGGUGUAUGCUGGGAGAGCGUUCUGAACUAAAAUGUAACGUUUCCGUAGAAACAGAGGGAUGUCCGCUCCCCGUGGCGAGUGUCCUGGAGCUGAUGGGGAAGGGGGCGGGAACCGUUCUCGGUGCCUGGAUCUCGGGGGCCUCUGGGUGCCCUGCUGCGGGGGCUGCGUCGUUUGGGGGACGAUGGCUCUUGUGUCCUUCUCCCAGAACUUGUUGUUUUGGGAGACUUUCGGACUCCCAAGAAGUUGCGAAAGCAGUGCAGCGUGGCCCACCCUAACGCCACUGCUCGCGUCUUACGUAACCACUGUGCGCUUCCAAAGCCGGAAAACCGACCUUGCUGCAACGCCAGCAACGAAGCUGAAGGAGCGUUCAGAGUUCGGCAGCUCUUCACACGCGCUUGUUCAGUUUCCGGGUGGGGUUAACCCCUGGUUAAGUAGCUGGUUCGUAGUGAGAGAGACGCCACCUGGACCCACUUGUCCUUCAAACCCCGAGAGAGAGUGUCACAAACCAGCCCGUUUCUUUAUCAGCGAGCGCUGUCCAGCCCAGCCGGGGUCCACAUUGGCCGUUUAGCACCUGGAACAGCCCAGAACAACCUGAAAGGACUCGGGGCAGGAAGACCUGCCCGCGGCUUGCUGGCUAGAGAACCAGGCGAGGAGGGAAGUCUGGGUGACGAGGGCUUGAAACUGUGGCAGAGAGGACUGGAGAGUGGCCAGUGAUUGGUCAAGAAGUAGGUGGCACCAAGUGCCGGCCCCAGGGCCGCUUGUGGAAGGAACCGAGAACCGUGGUGUGGUCCUCUGAUGUGGGAUGGACCAUUGUCAGAGUAGCGGAGAGGUUUCGUUUGCCUGGGUGUCUGUUCUGAAACGGAGCCCCAGCCGCAGUGGACCGAAGGGAAGGCAAACCCACGGCGACCUCGGGGUGCGGAGCUUCCGGCUCCGAUGCUCCUGGCUGCCGGUGUCCUGACUGCUCCGUGUGUGGGUCACAAGGCUGCAACGUGGCCACCGCUGCCUGCUGUGCGGUCAUUGCGUACGUGUUUGCGGGGGGCUGUUUUUGAAUGAAAAUAUGGAAGCAGAAACCUGUCAUACUGUGUGCUGGGGUGAGUUAGGGAGAGUUGCCCCGCUGUGGCGUACAGAGUCUGUGUUCAAACCGGGAAAGGGGGGAAGGGCCCAGGGCUCACCACCUGUCUGUUCCUGAUGGGGAAGUCGACCUUUGAGGGCUUGAGACAGCCUUUCAAGGUCGUUCUGUACAGGACACCCCGUCCAGAGCGGGCACCACACGCUGGCCCCAAACUGGCCCACUGGAAACCAGCCUUAUAGUUUCUCCCGCACACGCCUGGUCCACAACUCCCCAAACCUCCAAAGGGGCAGGAGGAGCCCAGAGGUCGCCCACGCUUCCCCGAAGGCACCGCCGCAGGUGGAGGGAAGGUCAGCAGAGACACCGGGGGAGCCCAGCGGGGUGAGGCGGUCGAUUACGUCAAGGGAAACUUGGUUUCUGGAGGAGAGGCUUGGAACUGACACAAGGCAGGAGGGCUCCGGCAAACACCCCGAGUCUGCAGUCCCGGGGCUCACUUCACGCCCUUCUCCGUCUGCACGCCGGUGCCCACCCCCCGCCCCCCGCCGUCUGGUGACCGCUGGGAGCAGCACGACGCAGGUUUCACCAGCGGGGAGGGGCUGGGCCCGCUCUGCGGACUGUGGAGGGCCAGGUGUUGGGUCAAGGGGCAGAGAGCAAACCGACUCAAUUUCUGCUUAAAACUAUCCUAGUCAUUCCAAAAUAGAUUAUGUAAGAAUUCUCUGUAUUAGGAAAAAAAAGCCACGAGAUACCAAUUGUAUAUUUUCUUUUCUUUAUUUAUUCUCUGUAAGUCUGUCAGAUGAUACAUUGUAAAUAACAACGAUUAAAGAAAUACGCUACUAAGGAA